AUGCCCAACAUAGUCACCCAAGACAAAUCUGAGUGGGAAGAGGAGGUGGGCAGACAGAGAGCAUUACAGAUCAGUUACAACAACUUGAAAACAGAACAAGACCAGUUACAGAAAAACUACGACAGUGUGGUUCAAGACAGAGUCCAGCUCCAGAAAAAAGUUGAAGCCUUGACCAAAGAAAAAGAUGAUCUUCAGAAAAAGCUUCAAGAUUUUCAGCAUAAAUGGGUGUAUGUUAGCGGUAGUUUCUAUUACAUGUCUUCAGAGGAGAAAUCCUGGCAAGAGAGCAGACAAGACUGUCUUCAAAAAGGUGCAGACCUUGUGAUUAUCAACAGCCAAGAGGAACAGAACUUUGUGAAUCAGUUAAACAAGUAUUUGUGGAUUGGACUGACUGACUCAGAGACAGACGGGACAUGGAAAUGGGUGGAUGGGACUCGAAUGACCACAAGCUACUGGAAUAGCGGUGAGCCUAAUGGACUCAAAAAUGAAAACUGUGGGCAAAUAAAAAAUUACAACUCACAAAACAGCUGGAAUGAUGAAAAAUGCUCUAUUUUACACUACUGGAUGUGUGAGAAGAAAGCUUCCCCAUAA
Molecule: messenger RNA, 588 nt
Organism: Neolamprologus brichardi
Lineage: Eukaryota; Metazoa; Chordata; Actinopteri; Cichliformes; Cichlidae
Source: RefSeq, a predicted model, not a curated record